Messenger RNA from Zasmidium cellare ATCC 36951, 546 nucleotides. RefSeq lists its product as uncharacterized. The transcript has a single exon. The coding region runs from base 1 to 546 and encodes 181 amino acids. The record is from RefSeq and is a predicted model, not a curated record. NCBI's taxonomy places the organism in Eukaryota, Fungi, Ascomycota, Dothideomycetes, Mycosphaerellales, Mycosphaerellaceae.
AUGGCCGCUCAACGUCCAGAUCCCGCCGUAGUUCAACAGAACCUGUUGACUUUCUUCGAGGACAGCAGCCUUCAGCUUGGCCUGAUCUCCCAACUGGUGAAGACGUGGAGAGACAAGAUCGAUGGCAGGCUACUGUACUCCUGGUGUGCGAUGAUAUGUCGCAUCAAGAUCAUGCAACCCACCUUCGAAGACCGACUCCUCGUCUGUCCAGCUGGCGACAUUGACGCCGCCAUCUUGGUGAUGCUGCAUUACCCAGUCACGAAGACGAGUCGAUCACGCCACUACCAGAACACUCUCGACCUUCGGCAUAUCUGCAUACGCACCGUAAAUGGCAAGCUCAACCUCUCUGAGUGCCUUUUGAUGGACAUCGUGCCAUUCUGCAUACAACGCCGACCAACAGAGACGCGACCGUACAUUCGCAUUUUCCACGAGACACCGGCAAAUUUGGCUGAAUUUGACCGCUUUACGAGAGGACUGCUUGAGAUUAGCACUGCGAGAGUGGUGCUGACAUGCGGCACAGAGCCAUCGAAGAAGUUGCAACGAUAA